GCGCGACAACAUCGAACGUAGUAAGACGUUUAUCGUCGCUCGUUUCGCACCCGAACUAGUGUGCUUUUCCGUCCGUUUUUUGGGGCCCCGAUUUGAGACCGUUCCUUCUGUUUAUACCCCACCAAAUGUUCACCCAACCCCCUGGUCGCUUCUGCGCUGGGAUCACCACCACUGGCGGAGACUGUUGUUAUCAGUGCACAGGAAGGAUUUUCUCGAGCAGGUUUUUAGUUUUGGGAAAGCUUUUGGCUUGAGCAGUGCGGUGUGUGCCCAAGUCCGAAGUGUGUGAUCGCCGCCAAUUGUGUGGUGCUUUACGUGUGUGAUUUUGUUUUUUUUUUUGGCUCCGCUCGCUAAGCCGGUUAAUUGUGCUAAUCCGCGGUGAGCCUUCCGGAAAGGGCAGCAACGAAUUUUAAAAAUUCCUCCAGAGACGAAAACCCGUUGCUAAUCCUUGGCAGGGUCAUAAAAAACGGUGAAACGUGUGCGCGCGAACCAGCGGCUUAAGUAAAGACGACAGUACCCGGUACUAUUCGUGUAUGUGCGACCGACGACGACGACCGGUCGGAGGCUCUACCCGGUAAACGAUUGACAAGAAAAACCCAACUCCCAACUCCUCACCGGAUCGAGCGGGGCCGUGUGUUGCCUUUGCUUGGGACAUAGGUUGGGUGCACACAUGUGUGCUACCUUGAGCCGCGAGCGCCAAACGAAAUACAGCUGGGACGGGAAGCGAAAGCGGGCGAAACAAAACAUGAUAAAUUUGUUUUUGUGUUAAUUUUUAAUCUGAUUAAAGAAGGGUUAAUUAAUGCAUUUGGCAUUAAUUCGCGAGCGCAGUGCAAGAACAAGCGACAACCUUCCGAAAAGGUUGCAAAGAUAUUUUGUUGUUUUAUUCUGAAGGUGGUACACACAGUGGUACAGACAGGGCCGAAGUUGUGCUCCCCCCUGCAGCAGUUAGGCGCGGUUAGGGUUUUCCGAGCGGGGAAAUGAAACGAGAAAGAUCCGUUAACCGUUCCGAUCGUGAGUGCUGCUGACCGGAGACCGGAGUGUCAGUGUCAGAUGAAGAAGCCGGCAGGCACCCGGAAGUUGGCCCCAAAGCAAAGAAGCCACAGCAACUUUUGAACGAAUCAAACGGAAACAAUAGGAGGAAAAUAGCCAACGAACCAGCUGGCAGGCGAACAAACAAACAAACAGUUGGUGCAAGAGUGUAUGUUUUUUGGCAUGGAUUUUCAGAGUGCAAUGGAAACUUUUGCCGAAGCGUGGGUUGCCGCGAGUGCCGGUGCACAGACUCAAGCCUUGGCUUUGACUCGUCCUAAAACGCCAAAAAAGGAAUCGUCCUUGCCCGUGUCUCCCUCGAAUGGCCGCGAGGUGGAACUGUCCAGCCCGAAGGUGCACCACAUGUCGUCGUCUUCGUCGAACAUCUCGGAUCAUCCCAGUGCCGAUAAUCUGAACAUUAGCUCCGCUUUGAGCAACACAAACGGAAGCAGCAUUCCCAUCGGCGCUGCCCAGCAUCCAGGUUUACCGUCAAUCAGCGUAUCACAAUCGUUGAUAGGUUCCACCAUGAAUCGCUCGCUCACUCCACGGAUCAGCGUAUCGUCGUCGCUUACCGAGAAUGGAUCCGGAGUGAGCAGCAGUGGCACCAACGCCAGUGCCAACAAUGUUCCCAGCAAUAGCAACAAUAAUAACAAUAAUAAUAGCAACAACAUUAGCAGCAGCAAUAGUGGCAAUAGUAGCGGUGUUAUCCCGGGCAUUAAUCCUCUGCAGCCACCAAAUGGAGCCAGCGAUCGGGGAGUUCCUCAAUCGCCGGUUGCUGCCGUUGCAGCCGCAGCCGCUGCCAUGCAGGAUCGGAAGGAUUUCGACUUCAGCAAAGUUAACGCUAAAUCUUUGCCCCUGCACUGCGUGGUUGAGUCCGUCAGCUCCCUGCAGGCGACGCUGAGCUUUGACGCCCGAAGCCCCUGGAAACGGCGGCCCAACAUCGAAACCGACAGUUACGUCAUCAUCCCGGCCGCGACGCCGUUCUGUGAUAUCGUUACGACCGCCCUGCAGCGACUCGGAUAUUCCUCGGAGAUUUCGAACGCAGCCAAAGGUUCAAUCUCCAUCAAGAACUGGAAGGCCCUCACGCUGGACGCCAUCUCCGACAAUCCGUUGGUCUCGGUAAACGACAUCCUCGGGGAGUUGACCUCGGUCGUUACACUGAAGAUCACCAUCCUGCGCAAUAAACCAUCCCAGCUGGCGGAGAUCAAGGAUAAGCUGCUCAAGCUGCUGAUACUGCAGUCACAUGCCGUGCUCCGGUCGACCGGCUGCCCACUGGAUGAGAUCACACUAUCGCAGAUAUGCCGCAGUCCGCUGCAGAACACAUUUCCCUUCACGCCGGAAAUCACCGACGAGGUGCGUCGAAAGUUUGACCAAUGGUGGAGCAAUCAGCUCGCCCCCCAACCGAACCCGAUAGCCCACAAGAUUUUGCCCUUCGCCAAUGCGCCUCCAAGCGAGCUGGAUUUCGCCAGCUUCAACAUGCACGACAGCCGGGAAACGCUGCUUGAAAAUCGCAACAAUCCGCACCACAAUCUUGUGGUGCAUCCGGCACUGCAAACUGUACACUCGCAAUAUCCGAACCAGAAAACGCGCAUGAGAACCAGCUUUGAUCCGGAAAUGGAACUACCCAAACUGCAGCGCUGGUUUCAGGAGAAUCCGCACCCCUCCCGGCAGCAGAUCCAAUCCUACGUCGUGCAGCUGAAUUCUCUAGAAUCGCGACGGGGCCGAAAACCACUGGACGUCAAUAACGUCGUCUAUUGGUUUAAAAACGCUCGAGCAGCCCAGAAGCGAGCGGAAAUGCGUCAGGGAUUAACCAAUGGCUAUGGAAAUCCCAACAUCAUGAUGUCCCAGCCGGAUUAUAUGAAAAGUUCUCCGAGUGCCCCCUCGGAGGACAUCGAUAAUCUGUCCCAGGAUGAAAUGGACGAUGAAUUGGACCGACCAAUGUCGCCACAGCUGCCGCUAUCGCUAACCAUCCACGAGCGCAAUCGUCCACUGAGUCCCAACGAAGAUACCCCGAUUAAGCAAGAAAAAAACAACUCUUCUGCUACUCCACCUCCUUCGCCAUCACCACAAAACAGUUUGCUCAACAUCAGCAACAAUAAUAACAACAAUAAUAAUAGCAACGCCAACGAAUCGGCCAACGAUUCCGCUAGCCAAAAUGAGGCUCCCAAGUCAAACUAUUCCAACGAGAGAUCCAGUUCACCGCAACGUUCCCGUUCGCCAGCCUCAGACGAUCUGGACAUGGACGAACCGGAGGGCAGCACCAUCGACGAUUACCGUUCGCCCUCGCCGGACUCCAAGCGCAAUCUACCGUUUCCGAUCAGCAAUCCGAUGUUUUCCCACUCGAUCAUGUACAUGAGCCACUACAUUCCGGCGAUGCAGGCCAAUGCCGCUGCCGGAAUGCACCUGAAGAACGAGCUGAGCCCCACCGGUCACGGAGCGCUGGGCCAGAGUGGACUAAAUCUGUCCUUCAACAGUGACGAACGGCGAAAGCGCAAUCGCACCUUCAUCGACCCGGUCACCGAGGUACCAAAGCUGGAGCAGUGGUUCUCGAUGAACACCCACCCGUCGCAUAAUCUGAUCCUGAAGUACACCGAGGACCUGAACCGGAUGCCGUAUCGACAAAAAUUCCCCCGCCUGGAGAGCAAAAACGUCCAGUUCUGGUUCAAGAACCGUCGGGCCAAAUGCAAACGGCUCAAAAUGUCCCUCUACGAUCCGGCCCAGCUGGCCAACCUGGGUGAGCAGGCUCACCUAGCAAACCUGCACGAAAGUUCCCAUCUGGCCCAGUUGCACGAAGCCUCGCAGCUGCACCAGUUUCACCACGGCGGCGAACGUGAUUGAACCGGGCCUGCCGCUGCCACCGUCGGCCCGCUUACCGGGCCCGGCGGCAGUCAGCAUUGUUUCCUUCCGCGGAUGUGAGAACCUGAGCUAGGCAGAAUCUUGUGAUAUGAGCAGCAGCGUGCAAGGCGAGGUGACAAGACAUUCGUAGUUUGUUCAGAGUCCAGUGUAGAGUAGUAACUUUUUUCGCUCAAUAUCUCUAAGUACUGUGAGGAAUUAUGCUGCAGAAUGCGCUAGGUAAAAAUGAAUACCAAAGACACAAGGAUUUCUCUUUAUUUGUCCCUGUAAAUAGUAGGAAAAUAACGUUGAUUACUGAACAAUUCCUCUAGAACGAUGAUGCAUCUCCACUUUGUUACAACAGCGUAACAGUUUAAAUAAGGCUUAGGGCUAGACAUAGAAAUAAAGGUUCAAUUACCGCCUACACAGCGCACUUGGUUUGUGAUGCGCAUUCGUAUAUUAAAUUAGUAAUUCUUAGAAAUGCAUCUUGAAUUGCACUUUACAACCCACAAACCCACUCAGAAUUUAGCCGGAAUUUACAGAAAUAAAAUAAUUUUUGUUCCCAAUGUGAACACACGUGGACACAUGAAACGAAAAAGUAAGAUUAAAAUACCGACCGACGAAAACAUAUCAAAAGAGCGUUUGACGGUUUUAGCGAAAAAUAAUCAGAUCCUCGACGCACCACCUUUCCUCCCAGCUUUACUAGCCCCAACAAUGUACAUAAAACCCAUAAAAGCUACAACAAAGAGCUCGCUUCUCACGCACUUACCCAAUUUCACAGCUCAAAUCGUUGAGCCGUUCAUUGGAACAUGAAAUUUAUGAUCAUUUAUUAAUUAAUAGCGGCAAAUAAACUGCAACCAAUUUGCAACGGCCGGCAGUCGUAAUGCACCGGCCAACCCUUCUCCAACAGUGCUCCGUAACCACUAAAUUCUACCAUCAACCGUCGAUGCUAUUAUUUAAUUAUUAAUUUAGUUGGCAAAAGUUAUUCCUCUCCACGUGCAACCCCACGCCUUACCACACCUCCAUCAUUCAACCCCACUCACAUUUUCACAAGCACAGCCCCAAACCGACACCGAACUGGCAGCGCAUUCAACAGUUGUCAAAAUCACAUUCCACUCACACUACCCGAUUGAAACAGGCCAUUUUACUCAUUACCAGGCGACUAGCGAUCAUUCCGGCAAAAUAAGCCUACCCCAUCACCACCAUCACCAGUGUCAGUCAGUGUGGUGUGCACAGUCGGUUUUAAAAGUUAUGGAAAUCGAAAAUGUUCACUCUAUUUUCCAAUUUCACACUUUUAUUUUUGCCAUAAUCUGGUUAAACCUGCCACCCCCACUCUCUCUCUCACACACACACACCUAAUAAUAAGCGGCUUUAUUGAUAAUAGGUUAUUAAACAUACUAUUUAUUAUUAUUAAUAUUUUUUUUUCUCGGCAUGACCAAUCUCCACAUUAUUCGUUUCAUUUAUUGUUUAUCGUUUUUGUGUUUUACUUCAUCCCAGUCAUGUCAGUUUAUUAGACUCUUUUGGUUGAAAAAAUAAAAAUUUAAACUCAUUGUUGGUAUCAAAUACCUUAGUUGAUCGUUAGUUAUUGUUUUAAAGUCUUUGUUCGCUGUUCGCCGAGCGUGUAACUCGUGUAAGAGCGAAACUAGCAAGAGAAAGCCUAUAUCCUGUAAGUGUACAUAGUGAGAGUACUUUUAUUCACGCAGCGAAACGUUUUCAAAACUAUAACCUAACAUUGAUAUCAAAAGUAGAUGUUAACGUAAAAUAAAUUAAUCCUUAGGUAAUAGCUACUGCACAGGCUAGCGAGGAAGAGUCACUAAGAUGAUAAUAUUGAAAAGAGGAAAAAAUAAAAAAAAAAAUACGCAAGGUAAUGCAUCAAAGUUUAGCAUGAACGAUUAGCAGGAUUGACGAUCGAAAUCUACGAAGCAAAAAUCUAAACAUAGUGUAUAAUUAUUAUUCAAAUUAAAAA
Messenger RNA from Wyeomyia smithii (pitcher-plant mosquito), 5821 nucleotides. RefSeq lists its product as uncharacterized. Bases 1198 to 3861 code for a protein of 887 amino acids. NCBI's taxonomy places the organism in Eukaryota, Metazoa, Arthropoda, Insecta, Diptera, Culicidae. Gene Ontology annotation, molecular function: DNA-binding transcription factor activity, RNA polymerase II-specific; RNA polymerase II cis-regulatory region sequence-specific DNA binding. The record is from RefSeq and is a predicted model, not a curated record. The transcript is spliced from 6 exons. Gene Ontology annotation, biological process: chromatin remodeling; regulation of transcription by RNA polymerase II.